This is a messenger RNA of Mytilinidion resinicola, 1756 nucleotides long. Its product is annotated as MFS general substrate transporter. The transcript is spliced from 5 exons. The record is from RefSeq and is a predicted model, not a curated record. The coding region runs from base 33 to 1592 and encodes 519 amino acids. Lineage: Eukaryota; Fungi; Ascomycota; Dothideomycetes; Mytilinidiales; Mytilinidiaceae. Gene Ontology annotation, biological process: transmembrane transport. Gene Ontology annotation, molecular function: transmembrane transporter activity.
UAUACCUUGUCAACGUCGAAUAUCUAUCAAUCAUGACGUCGAAGGAGGGUGACGAAGCUAAAGUCCCAGAGGAAGACGUCGAGCAACUAUCACUUGAAGCCGCCUCAAUUCAGAACGGCGAGGACAUAUUGCAACUAGAGCAUACGGACCCAGUGCUAAAUGCUAAGAUGCAUCUAGUCAACGACGCCAUCGACGAGAUUGGGUUCACCACGUAUCAAUGGAAGCUUUUCGUAUUGAAUGGUUUUGGCUAUGCCGUUGAUUCUCUCAUCCUGCUCAUUCAAUCCAUCAUCGCGGAUCGGGCUGCCCUCGAAUUCAAACCAUCCUACCCAAAAGGCAUGACCAUAGCCGCUUACUCGGGGAUGCUUGCCGGAGCUCUUUUUUGGGGAAUAGGUGCCGACGUCAUUGGGAGAAAGCUUGCCUUCAAUGUCUCUCUCAUGAUCUGCUCUGUUUUCGCCAUUCUCGCUGGAGCCUCGCCGAACUGGUAUGUGCUCGGGCUGUUCAUCGCCCUGAGUUCCUUUGGUGCAGGAGGAAAUCUGGUCUUGGACACAACAGUCUUCUUGGAAUAUCUACCCAGCAAAGAUCAAUGGCUGUUGACUCUGAUGGCCCUAUGGUGGGGAAUUGGCCAGUUAAUCGCUGGCCUCUUCGCCUGGGGUUUCAUCCCCAAGUUCUCUUGUACUGAUCCGUCCAUUGACACCACCGCCGCCCCUUGUUCCUACUCCAAUAAUAAAGGAUGGCGCUACAUCUGGUACGCAUCCGGCUCGCUGGUAUUUGUCAUGUCAAUCCUACGCAUCACCGUGAUACGCCUCAACGAAACCCCAAAAUACCUCCUCGGCCGCGGCGCCGAUGCUGAAGUGGUUGAAACCCUCAAAGGCAUCGCAACGAGAUACAACCGUCCCUUCUCCCUGACCCUCGAAAAGCUCUCUGCAUGCGGAGCUACUGCUGCGCCAUCGGGUUCUAGAUUUGGAAUAUCGGGCGUCAUGGUGCACUUGCGAGGUCUCCUCGCCACCCCCCGCAUCGCCAUCUCCACGUUCCUCAUCUGGGUCUCAUGGGCCCUCAUCGGCCUCGCCUACCCCCUUUACAACGUCUUCCUGCCUAGCUAUCUUGCCUCCCGCGGUGCUUUGUUCGGCGAAACAUCCGCCUAUAUUACAUGGCGCAACUACGCCCUCUCGAAUAUGUGCUCGAUCUUCGGGCCCAUACUCGCUGGGUACCUCUGCUCCGUCAAGUUCCUAGGCCGGAAGUACACCAUGGUCCUCGGCGCACUCGCCACAAUGGCGUUCUUCUUCGCGUAUACGCAGGUACGCAACAAUGCGCAGAAUCUGGGCUUUACUUGCGUGAUCAGCUUUUGGCUGAACGUGUAUUAUGGCACGCUGUAUGCGUAUACGCCUGAGGUACUGCCGAGUGCACAUCGCGGAACAGGGAAUGGGAUUGCGGUGGGGUUUAAUCGGAUGAUGGGAAUUUUGAGCGCGGUUAUUGCGACGGUUGCGGAUACGAAUACCCCCGUGCCGAUUUAUAUCUGUGCUGCGCUGUACAUUGUUAUGGCAGGGAUUGCGGCGGUGUUCCCGUUUGAGCCAUAUGGCCGCCGGUCCUCUUGAGGGCUGGGGGGAUUGGUCUUUGACUUGGGAGGAGUAGGGUUUGGGAUGUGAUAUGAAUGGCGGCAAUAAACAACGAAUUGCUCACGAUCAAGAAAAGAAACUAAGGGGAGUAGAAAAGCUGUGCAUUACUAAUGAAUUCAAUCGCUUGCGAUAGCUAAACGCAC